UCCGACUGUGGGGCUAACAUCGAGAUCCGAAUAUUGCGUGAGGUGUGUGAGAUGUUGGAUAUUUACAAGACCCGAACGGCGCCGUGGCACCCAGAAGGUAACGGCCAGGUCGAACGAACCAACCGUACCCUCAUCCAACUUCUGAAAACCUUCGCGAGCGGACCCAACCAGAAGGUCUGGGACGAACGAUCCCCUCUUUCUAUGAUGGCCGACCGCGCUGCGGAAAACGCAUCAACCGGGUAUGCCCCAUUCUUUAUGCUCACAGGGCGUCCUUUUCGUUUACCACUCGAUUCCUGCAUACCGACUACCAUGCCCCCUCAAUACACGCCGAGCUCAUAUGUGUGGGAACUACAGGAACUUCGUCGGUCUACCCAUGACAUGGUGCGACAACAGUUAGGCGCGGCGGUGAACGGUACGCCCUUCCAACGUGGCGAUUGGGUAUGGAAUGAGCGCCAAGUUCCGCCCCUGGGUUCGUCGGCCAAGUUCCACCACUCUUGA
Dibothriocephalus latus is the source of this 498-nucleotide messenger RNA. The record is from the annotation of a GenBank genome assembly. Lineage: Eukaryota; Metazoa; Platyhelminthes; Cestoda; Diphyllobothriidea; Diphyllobothriidae.